This is a messenger RNA of Gongylonema pulchrum, 603 nucleotides long. Lineage: Eukaryota; Metazoa; Nematoda; Chromadorea; Rhabditida; Gongylonematidae. The record is from the annotation of a GenBank genome assembly.
GACCCGCAGACGAGUUUUGUUGCUUGCGAAACGCUAUGCAAGGUGUUGCUGAGAGAGCCGAUGAUGUCCUGGGCUGGCUGUUUGAGUCGUUUGAUGUUGAAAGCAUUCGAUCCGGCAACAAAUGACAAUCCGAUAUUAAAAGCUUGCUUGGUGAAAUUUAUUCCGGUGUUCGUCGAGUGGAGCAGGGAUCACCAAAUGCUUUUGGUUGAAGCAUUUCCGGAAACGUUUGACGCACUGCGCAGCGAUAGUCAGUUCGAGGGAGCAUUGCAGCGUAUUAAUGUUGACGCAUUGGGAUCCUGCUUUAUGCAUGCAAAGGGAUCGGUGCAGCCGUUUUUAUGCAGCAAGAUACUCUCAGCAUUAGGCGAAGAUCCGGAAGACGAUUAUGCGUCUGUUUUUUGUCGAAUGCUCGGAAACAUAGACACCAAUGAUUGGAUGGAUGUGGCGCAAAUCAAACUUCUUAUCACAGAUACCGAAGAUAUUGUUGAUUUAUACAGCGAAACAGAGGCAACACGCGGCUAUAUACGAGCGUUAACGUCUUUCGCAAAAAAACUGCGAAAUCGAGUGGCCACUCUGGAAGCAUUCAUCUCGACACAGAUGCGCUAA